Molecule: messenger RNA, 1581 nt
Organism: Trichoderma virens Gv29-8
Lineage: Eukaryota; Fungi; Ascomycota; Sordariomycetes; Hypocreales; Hypocreaceae
Exons: 2
Coding region: 1-1581 (526 amino acids)
Biological process (GO): transsulfuration
Molecular function (GO): pyridoxal phosphate binding; cystathionine gamma-synthase activity
Source: RefSeq, a predicted model, not a curated record
AUGUCGGCAAAGAUUACUACCAAGUUCGGCGAAGCGGUGCCUCCUGUGUUUCGUCAUUCAGUGACCGUCCACAUGGGCGGGUGGGAGACAGUCGAGAGGUACGGCGACGAUUCUUCCUCUGUCAUUCCUCAGUUCAAAAAUGCCUACCCGCGCAUGAAGCCGCACCGGGAUAUCGUCAAUUCCGCUAGGGAAUGUGUUGCGUACUCCAUCUCCAGCAGGCGAGUCGACAGUAAUGGCAAAAGUCCUGUCUCGCCUGAACAGAUAGAGAUCCGAGCAUUUCACGCCAAGGACCUCUUCUAUGCCGUCAUCUUCCCCCUGGAUCAACGCUCCACCGUGGCCGGUUUCUGGAGCAUUCCCGGUGCCGGUGUGUCUUCCCGAUUCGCAGAGGCAAAUCUCAAGCAAUUAGGGCAGCUCAAAGAGGUACCCGUUACCGAAGAUGAAUAUUCUAGACCAAGAUUUGAUAGUCCGAUCCACCAGGUACUGAGAGAGAGGAUCCUUUCGUAUCUUGAAAGAGCGCCUUUGCACCCUGACCAAGGGCCGCGACCUUCGGCCACGGAUAUCUACUUCUAUCCGACUGGCAUGGCUUCUAUUUACAAACCUCACUCCUACAUGCUCAAACACUCCCAAGGCACCACCGUCCUCUUUGGAAUGGCAUUCAUGAACACCUUGACAGCAUUCGAGGACUUUGGUCCGGGAUGCAAAUUCUUUGGCAAUGGCUCCGACGAGGAUCUUUCCGACCUCGAGGCGUUUCUGGAAGAAGAACGCCGUCAAGGUCGAAAGGUCCAGGCUAUGUGGACCGAGUUUCCGGCAAACCCCCUUCUCGUGGCGCCCAAUAUCGAAAGACUCAGGGCAUUGGCGGACGAGUAUGACGUGGUUCUGGGCCUUGACGAUACCAUCGGCAGCUGGGCAAAUAUCGAAGUUACGGGCCUGGCGGAUAUUCUCGUCACUUCCGUCACCAAAUCCUUCAAUGGUUAUGCAGACGUCAUCGCAGGCAGCGCCAUCCUCAACCCUGCGUCCCCACAGUACCCCAGGCUAAAGUCCCUGUUCGAUGAGCAUUAUGUCCCUGAGCUCUACGUCGAAGACGCCGUGGCUAUCGAGAGAAACAGCCGUGACUACCUCUCUCGCACGGCUCGACUGAACGCAAAUGCCAGCGCUCUCGCUGAAUACCUCCAGUCCUGCGCAGAAGACCCCAACAGCCCCGUUCGCCAGGUUCAUUACCCGUCCGUCAACUCUUCAGGUGUGUACUACAAGCGCUUCAUGCGUCCCGCGACAGACGACUUUGCUCCGGGGUACGGCUGCCUUUUCAGCGUCGAGCUGGACAACAUGCCCACCACUAUGGCCUUCUAUGACAACCUGAACGUGCAUAAGAGCGUCCAUUUGGGGGCACCUUCAACACUCGCAUUUGCAUACACCAUGUGCACCUACAAGAAGGAUUUGCCCUGGGCUGCAAAGUACGGUUUGAAGCCAACACAAAUUAGAGUCUCUGCCGGCCUUGAAGAUACGGAGGUUCUUUUACAAGACUUUAAGAUCGCAGUCGAAGCAGCAACAAAGUGCAAGAAUAAGGCAUCGGAAUUGAUUUGA